GCGGGCUCCAGCGCUCGCUCCCAUUGGCCGCCGCCGCGUCAGCUGGUGCGAUUUGCUGCUGUCGCUUUUGGCGUUCGGCCAUCCAGAAACAAACCAGUUCGAUGACUACUAAUAGUUAUAGCCAGAUGUACUAAUACACAACAAAUCACAGUCCUGCAGAGGGGCGCGCAAAUGAGUUCCUAUUUUGUGAAUCCCACUUUCCCCGGGAGCCUGCCCAGCGGCCAGGACUCCUUCUUGGGCCAGCUGCCCCUCUACCCGGCUGGCUAUGACGCGCUGAGGCCCUUCCCGGCCUCGUACGGGGCGUCGAGCCUCCCGGACAAGACGUACACCUCACCUUGUUUCUACCAACAGUCCAACUCGGUCCUGGCCUGCAACCGGGCGUCCUACGAGUACGGGGCCUCGUGUUUCUAUUCUGAUAAGGACCUCAGUGGCGCCUCGCCCUCAGGCAGUGGCAAGCAGAGGGGCCCCGGGGACUACCUGCACUUUUCUCCCGAGCAGCAGUACAAACCCGACAGCAGCAGCGUGCCGGGCAAAGCCCUCCAUGACGAAGGCACCGACCGGAAGUACACGAGCCCUGUUUACCCCUGGAUGCAGCGGAUGAACUCCUGCGCGGGUGCCGUGUAUGGAAGUCACGGGCGCCGAGGCCGCCAGACCUACACGCGCUACCAGACGCUGGAGCUGGAGAAGGAGUUCCACUUCAACCGCUACCUGACGCGGCGCCGCCGCAUUGAGAUCGCCAACGCGCUCUGCCUCACCGAGCGCCAGAUCAAGAUCUGGUUCCAGAACCGCCGCAUGAAGUGGAAAAAGGAAAAUAAACUCAUCAAUUCCACACAGCCCAGCGGGGAGGACGCUGAGGCAAAGGCGGGCGAGUAGACGCCUGGGCAGGGAC
This is a messenger RNA of Lynx canadensis (Canada lynx), 889 nucleotides long. It is a transcript of the gene HOXA6, whose product is annotated as homeobox A6. Gene Ontology annotation, molecular function: DNA-binding transcription factor activity, RNA polymerase II-specific; RNA polymerase II cis-regulatory region sequence-specific DNA binding. NCBI's taxonomy places the organism in Eukaryota, Metazoa, Chordata, Mammalia, Carnivora, Felidae. Gene Ontology annotation, biological process: anterior/posterior pattern specification; regulation of transcription by RNA polymerase II. The record is from RefSeq and is a predicted model, not a curated record. Gene Ontology annotation, cellular component: nucleus. The transcript has 2 exons. The coding region runs from base 172 to 873 and encodes 233 amino acids.